Messenger RNA from Ilex paraguariensis (yerba mate), 2756 nucleotides. The record is from the annotation of a GenBank genome assembly. NCBI's taxonomy places the organism in Eukaryota, Viridiplantae, Streptophyta, Magnoliopsida, Aquifoliales, Aquifoliaceae.
AUGCUCUUGCACCCUAACGAAUUUCGACGAUCUUCUCCGCCCCCUUCUGCGACUGUAGGCAUCGCGGGGGAAGUUCUUAUGGUUUCUGUUGGUUCAAAAGCUUUAUCUCUGAGAAAACAUAAAGCCUGUAAUUUAACGGAGGACAGCAUGAUGGCUGGGGAAGAUAAUUCGUCUAAAUGGGGUGGAAGGAAAAGAAGCAUGAGCAGAAAGGGCGAAAAAAAACGUGGCAGUUUUGAUGGAGAUUAUGCUACCAAAAAACGAUCUGGUGGGGUGCAUGAUGAACCUGUCAAAACUCGUAAAUCUUCAAAUUACCAAGGAGCAUCGGUGCCACAGACAUCUUUUGUCAGAAAACAGGUUGAUCCUGAAACAGCUAAAUACUUCUCAGAGAUUGCGAAUGUCGUUGAAGGUACUGAAAUUGACUUAGAGGAGCGAUCAGCUAUAUGUGGUAAUGCUUUAGAAGAAACAAGACAGAAAGAAGUAGAACUUUCUACUGAUUAUAUCAUAAGCCACACUUUGCAAACCCUCCUUGAAGGAUGUUCUGUGGACCAUCUUUGUGGUUUCUUACAAAGCUGUGCAAAAGACUUCCCUCGUAUUGCAAUGGACAGAUCUGGUUCUCACGUAGCUGAAACAGCUCUCAGGUCUUUAGCUUUCCAUCUCCAAGACAAUGAAACCCACUCUCUUGUUGAAGAGACACUAACAACAAUAUGCCAGGCAAUUGUGGUGAACCCUGUUGAUGUAAUGUGUGACUGUUAUGGAUCUCAUGUCCUUCGGAGUCUUCUCUGUCUUUGUAAAGGAGUACCGCUAGACGCAUCAGAGUUCCAUGGGACAAAGGCAUCAACUGUUCUAGCUGAGCGGCUGAAUUUUAGGCCAUCUUUUCUGGACAAAAACAGUGCACAACAUUUUCAGCAUGGAUAUCCCAAUCUACUGAAAUUCCUUGUAUCAGAGAUGUUAAAUACUUCCAGAAAAGACAUUGCAACACUGCAAGUUGAUCAAUACAGCAGUUUGGUCUUGCAGACUGCUUUGAAGUUAUUAGCUGGACAAGAACAGGAGUUGUUGGAUAUAAUUCCAAUUCUUCUUGGCUGCAGUAGGAAAAAUAGCGUGGAAGGGAACUUCAUUGAAAGUACCGUGGUACAAAAGCUUUUAAAUUUAGUGAAAGAAACUGCUUACAGCCGUUUAAUGGAGGUCAUCUUGGAAGUAGCUCCUGAAAACUUAUACAAUGAACUAUUCACUAAAGUUUUCAGAUACUCAUUGUUUGAGAUGUCAUCUCAUCCCUGCGGGAAUUUUGUAGUCCAAGCAUUAAUUUCUUAUGCCAGGUCCCCAGAUCAUAUGGAGUUGAUUUGGGAGGAAGUUGGAGCGAAAUUUAUGGAUCUUCUUGGAAUGGGGAGGUCUGGAGUUGUUGCUUCUUUUAUUGCUGCAAGUCAAAAACUUCAUAGUCAAGAGCAUAAGUGUUGUCAUGCCCUUGCUGCUGCUGUACGUUUGGCAGAUGAAUCGCCUACAUGCAUUGUUCCUCGAAUAUUAUUUCUUGACAACUACUUCUGCUCUGGGGAUAAAUCCAACUGGAGUUGGCCAAAUGGUGUUAAGAUGCAUGUUAUGGGGUCUUUAAUUCUGCAGUCAGUUUUUAGACUUCCAAGCGAAUUUAAUCAGGCUUUUAUUACAAGUAUCACAUCUUUGGAAGCUGAUCAUGUCCUUGCAGCAUCAAGAGACUCUGGGGGUGCACGGGUUAUUGAGGCUUUUCUUACUUCAAAUGCCUCUGUAAAACAGAAGCGAAAAUUAGUUGUCAAGCUUCGAGGCCAUUUCGGAGAGCUUUCGGUGCAUCCUUCAGGUUCAUUUACAGUUGAAAAGUGCUUCAAUGCCAGCAGUAUAUCUCUGAGAGAGGCAAUUGUCUCCGAGUUGUUAGCCGUGCAGACAGAGCUCUCCAAGACUAAACAGGGCCCUUAUCUCUUGAGGAAACUAGACAUUGAAGGAUUUGCAAAACGACCUGAUCAGUGGAAGUCUAGACAAGCAUCCAAAGAAUCUGCUUACCAAGAAUUCUAUUAUGCAUUUGGCCCAACGGCAUCCAAAUCAUCAAAGAAUGACAGCUUUCUUGCGGAUGCUCAUCACACGUCACAGCCAGCAAAGUUAAAAGAGAUGAGGAAGGAGAUUGACGCAUGCCUGGCUUCUGCAGCGGAUCCUUCUUUGGGGACCCAAUUUCUGGCUCAAAAAGGUUCAACUAAGUCAAGAAAGUCAGGCCUUAAACGGCCCCCAGAAAGAGCAGGAAAGCAUAGUCACAAAUUUAACAAAUAUGCUAUGGAUGAUGAUAUUUCCAAAAGCAAAAAUAGAAAGCAGAGAAAGAAUAAAGGAUAGUACUGAAGCUGAGAAUGCCUCCAGAGGAAACCAUCAAAAUCUGUUGGCAAGAAAGGAAGAAACGAAGCAUGAAAAGUGGUCUGUUAAAAUAGUUACGAAAGGAGAUAGAGUGUGAGAUGUAAAUUUUGCAGGUUUUUGAUUGUUUUUGUCUUUCUUUUUAUCUUUGCCGUUUUAUUCCUGUGUUUUGCACUGUUUGAUUGAAAAUGCAUGGACCAUAGUUUUUCCCAUACAUACUUAUUUAGUUCAAUUUUAUUCUUGUUCUAGUAGUAAUAGUGAAGUUUUGUCGAGUAAUUUGAUUUGGUUGAGAGGUGAAUGCUGAGCAGAAAACUAUUGUAUUCACAUCUGUCAAACUAUUGAGUUACAUCAAACAGCAAAAUUGAAUACUUAGACAAAACUUGUUAUUCUUGCACUAA